AUGAGUUCCUCCCAGGAAUACUAUGUUAACAACACCAGUCCUGACCCUUAUGAUCAGAUCAUCGUCCUCUCGCAGAAGGUGAUCAAUGCAGGGUUCAAGAACAUGUGGAAGCUCGCCCAGGGGGAAGACGAGGGCCCCUUGACACACUUCCACAAAAGCAUACACGGCGAGUCGAUCGACGCGACUGUUGGGGCCCCUUCCGUGCAGCUCCAUGUCGAAAGCCGUGAGCCCAUGUUGUAUUUCCUGUUAGCUUUGAAGACGGGAAAAGUGGUCCUGUACAAAAGCCAGGAGUCCGACGAUACCAUCGAACUCGACAUCGACAACUGGGUCCUCGCCUUCGAUGUGGUGAUCAACCAGAAGAAAAUCUCGAAGGACUCGGAUGAAUACAAGAAGUUCAAAGAGCGUGCAGGGCUUCCCGAGUCGAACUUUUCUCUCGCGCAGCUCUUCAUCGACUCGUCAUCCAGCACCAAGUUCAACGAGGAUAUCACGACGCUCGGUAAAACCAAGUUGAGCGAUCUGAGCGGUGACUCUCGGGCUAGCUUGCUUACGUUCAUUGAUCACUGGAUUAAGGGAAUGUCCGAGAAUGGCAAGAGUAUUCUAGGAUACUCCGCCCAGCGCGAGGCAAGCAAAAGCGCCGAUGAACGUAAGAGAGCCUCUCACGGAUCCAACAAGGAUUACCAGGACGACAACGCCAUGUCCUACCUAUUGAUGUCGAACUUCAAGAACCCUCCGGCUGAGGGUGCCAUGGGCUACACCGGACCGUGGGUUGAUGGCGCAGGCGAUCGAGGGGCCUCGUUCUGCAUGAGCCGCACCUUGUUCUGGGAAUGGAUGCUGCCGCUGGCCAGACAGGUGGUGGUGGCCAUGACUCCGGUGCCGGACACCCCAUACCUCGAGUGGGUGGGAACCCCGGCCGACACACCUUAUGGCUUUUGGACCAGGUAUCAUAUCGGCGAUGCCGGGGCGUCGGACAGCAGUUAUAAAUGGGUUCCAAAUGCGUACGGCGGAUGGUCCACGAGCACCGAGGAUAAGUCCACGGCGAAGAAAGUCAACAAACCCGGUAGCGGGAGUGAUUGGAUGAAUGCGGCACAGUAUGUCACCAAUAUCCAGGCGACGGUCUCUUUCACGGCUGGAAAAGAAAGCCUCACAGUGAAGGGAGGCAAUGACUUCAAAUAUGACCUCAAUCAUCACAGAUCCUCAGGGAGUCCCACCGAGUUCUGGGUGACUGUACACACCACAUGGGAACUCGAAAUUGAUAUGACCUCGAUUGAAGAGGGCGGGAUUGUCUUUCGUCCCAAGGACAGCAAUGACCACGUGCAGGUCACGUACGAGGAAGGUGGCGGUAUGAGAUUGACUGAUACCGCGAAGAAUAUCGCCGACGAGAUGGCAGACGACCUCAAGGCAAGCAUGAAUUCUGCACUGGAUAGUGUCAGUCACGUCUUGGCCGAGGCGAUGGCCAACGCAAACCGCCUCUGCCUCCCGGCCGCCGGGACUUUCUUCAUGAAGGAUCCUCUCUUCAACCAGAGCGGCGAUCUGCUGGUCAAGCUGGCAUACGAUGGGGCGGAUCCUCCACCACCCCCGCCCACAGGGAAAUACAGAUCCCGGCCCCCGACGUUGAACAGUGUGGUUCGUCGCGUGGAUUCUUAG
This is a messenger RNA of Aspergillus japonicus CBS 114.51, 1644 nucleotides long. RefSeq lists its product as uncharacterized. The coding region runs from base 1 to 1644 and encodes 547 amino acids. Lineage: Eukaryota; Fungi; Ascomycota; Eurotiomycetes; Eurotiales; Aspergillaceae. The record is from RefSeq and is a predicted model, not a curated record. The transcript is spliced from 7 exons.